AUGAAGACCCCAUCAGACGUCUCUGCAGAACUAACAGGUCACAGUGAUGAAAAUAUAGACACAGGAGCACAUAGAGAACUUGUACAGAAUAUUCAGCCAUCAGAUGUCUCUGCAAAUGACAUUAAUACUGACGUAGAUGUUAAAACAGAAGAUCUGAGUGUAACGUGUCAGCUGGAAGCUCCAAUGCAGGAAAUGUGUGACAGUGACAAUGAAGAUGACAUUAAUACUGACGUAGAUGUUAAAACAGAAGAUCUGAGUGUAACGUGUCAGCUGGAAGCUCCAAUGCAGGAAAUGUGUGACAGUGACAAUGAAGAUGACAUUAAUACUGAUGUAGAUGUUAAAACAGAAGAUCUGAGUGUAACGUGUCAGCUGGAAGCUCCAAUGCAGGAAAUGUGUGACAGUGACAAUGAAGUUGAAAAUGAUGCUAAGAUCUCAUGUAACACGGAACAAACAAAAGAUCAGUGGCUAAGAAAUAUAACAGAAGCUGCAGAGCAGGAAAUAUGUGACAAUAUAGGUACAGGUGAAAAUGUUGCUAAGAUUUCAUGCAACACAGAACAAACAGAAGAUCAGUGGCUAAGAAAUAUGCCAGAACCACCAGAGCAGGAAAUAUGUGACAAUAUAGGUGAAUUCACAAACUGCAAUAAUCCUAGUCAUGAUCAGAGUGCAGAUUGUGGGAAAUGUUUUCUUAAGAAAUCACAUCUUUUUAAACAUCUACAAAUUUAUACUGGAGGAAAAGGAUUUUCAUGUUCUGGCUGUGGAAAAUGUUUUACUAAGAAAUCAAAUCUUAUUACGCAUCAAAAAAUUCAUACAGGGGAGAAACCAUUUUCAUGUUCUGACUGCGGAAAAUGUUUUGCUCUGAAAUCAUAUCUUAUUACGCAUCAGAAAAUUCAUACAGGAGAGAAAAGAUUUUCAUGUUCAGACUGUGGGAAAUGUUUUACUCUGAAACUAACUCUUAUUAGGCAUCAGAAAAUUCAUACAGGGGAGAAAGGAUUUUCAUGCUCUGACUGUGGGAAAUGUUUUACUCAGAAAUCAAAUCUUAUUACGCAUCAGAAAAUUCAUACAGGAGAGAAAGGAUUUUCGUGUUCUGACUGCGGAAAAUGUUUUACUAAGAAAUCAAAUCUUCUUAUGCAUCAUAAAACUCAUACAGGAGAAAAGAUUUUCAUGCUCUGACUGCGGAAAAUGUUUUGCUCUGAAAUCAUAUCUUAUUACGCAUCAGAAAAUUCAUACAGGAGAGAAAAGAUUUUCAUGUUCAGACUGUGGGAAAUGUUUUACUCUGAAACUAACUCUUAUUAGGCAUCAGA
Messenger RNA from Bombina bombina (fire-bellied toad), 1301 nucleotides. RefSeq names its product zinc finger protein 484-like. The transcript has 8 exons. The record is from RefSeq and is a predicted model, not a curated record. Bases 1 to 1170 code for a protein of 389 amino acids. Lineage: Eukaryota; Metazoa; Chordata; Amphibia; Anura; Bombinatoridae.